GUUCGAAUUCGAAUCAACUGUUUCAAUAAAGCGUCAAUGGUCCAUUUUAAUAUUUACGUGUACAUGACGAUAUAUUAGACAAAAAUUCAAAUGGGUUCGAAAAAUAGUGUGCUUAAAAGAAAUAAAAAAACCUCCGAACAAAAUGGGGAAAACACUAUUAAAAAUGUAUUUUUAAAAAGGAACCCUGUUCGUACAGAAAAGGUUCAUGAAGAUCCUUUGGUACCAAAUUGUGGGGAGAACGAACAAGCCCACGAGAGCGUUAGCCGGUGUGGGAAAACUCCGCCAGAAGUACAUGACAAUUGUAUAAACUCUGAAAUCCUUUCAAAAGAUAAAGUGUCCGAUGCCGACCUUACGAUUUGUAGAAAUUCAAUCUCCGAAUCUAGAUUUAGAGAUGAAAUAAUAAAUGAUCUAAAAACGCCAGCAGAAAAACCUGAGCGUUCCAAAAGUUGUUCUCAGAUCAUUGCUACGGAUACAACCAACGAUCAAAAUGUUAAAACUUUAGAGCCUUCCUCUAGAAGUAGUAUUCAAAUAGUUUUGGCGAACAACAGGGACACCUCAGAAAGCCAAUAUGGCACUGAGGAAGAACCCCAACCGACCGGUAGUGAGACUGAUAUGUCUGAGGUGGAUGUCGAUCCGUCCAACCCGUUCGAUCUUGACGACGAAUUAUAUUUUUUAAUUGGUGGAAAUUUCAACGAUUGUAAUCAUCCCAUACCAAAAUGUCUCACUCCACGUCUUGGCGAAAAAAUAUUAAAUGACGUUGGAAAAAACCAACCUCUCAUUUCUGUUGACGUUGACUUUGCUAAGAAAGGUUUUGUGGAAAGCACUUUUGGAAAGAGGAAGAAUAAAAUGAUAGAACAGUUUAUGUUAGACACAGCUUGUUCGAUGAGUCGAACUUCGGACAUGGUAGGACCUAGAAGUCUAAACGUAGCCAUCGUCAAAGGAAUGAUUUACAAACGGGAACUAUAUGGUCCCCCUGUCGACCAGCCUGGUCGAGCUGGGCCGAGCAGGCCGCCGGUUCCCAUCGGUACGGAAGAAUAUGUGAUAACGAAACGAUUCAAUUACUGUAAAGAUGAUGCUCAAACGGCUGACAAGAAAGCGUUUGGAUGCACAUGUAUAGAGUCGUGGGGUAAGGAUUCGAUGCUGAAUCCACUAUCAAAUAUCAAUCAGUUGCCCUUAUUUGACCAACCCCUAAGGGAAGAGCAAAAUAGUAAAAGCGUUAUAAAACUGAAGAAAAAAGGUUCAGUCAAAGAUAAAAAAGUCGAACUGUCGAAAAAAAGAAGUAAGAAAACGGGCUCUGUGGCAAAAGGUUCCGCCAAAAAAGACUUUUCAAAAAAAAUCAGUUCAAAAAAGGGCACUUCGAAAAAGAUGUCUAGUUCAGAGAAGGCGAUGUCCCCUUUAUCGCAGAAAGAAACUUUGGGCAAAAUAACAGGUAAAACAUCCAAAAACGUUGCGAAAGGAGUAAAAAAACCGAAAAAGACUAGUCGAACUGAUAUUCUGACUCCAAGCGAAUGUGACGAAGUUGAAAUUCCUUCCACGUCAAAACCAAUUAAUCCGAAAGUCAAACCUACAGUAAAACCUACAGUAAAACCAACAGUAAACCCUACAGUAAAACCUACAGUAAAACAUGACAUUAAAAAUACAAAUGAUCCAUCAAAUAAUGUUAAUUUUAAAUUUAACCAAAACGAUAAUAACUAUAUGUUUGUCAACAUGGAACAAUGCGGUCCUUCAAACAUUCGAGUUGGGGUCUCACGAACUGAUCAAUCUGGCUACGAUAUAAUGUUUAAGGACGACGGGGAUAUGAAAGUUAAAGUUGAAAAAAUUGUUGCCGGUAAGAAUAGGAUAUUCACCUACAAUUCAGGCAAUGAAGCAGUGAUGAAUGACGCAAAAGAAAAACCAAUUGAAGUGAAAACAACUCAAACGUUGCCAACUCAAGAAUACAAAAACACAUCGCCACUUGCGGAUUCACAAAACCAAGCGAAAAAAUUAAUUAAAAUUAAUGUAAAAGUUCCCAAGAAUCUAGAUAAGCAAAAGAAAUUUAUGAAGGACACGAAUGACACGAAGGAUACGAAGGACAAGCCUACAUUUAAUGGCGAAGCGAAAUCCAACUCUUUUGUACCGAUCCCUAUCAGAGAACCUCAAGUCUAUCCUAGGUCUUCAGACGCUCACCACGAACCUCAUUCUUUGCAUCCUAGCUCGUUAGACGCUAGCCACGAAACUCAUUUUGUGCAUCCUAGCGCUCCAGCGACUCAUCACGACUCUUCUUUUAUCCAUCCUAGCACUCCAGGCACUCACAAUGAUAAAGAAGAUGUUGCAAAUAAACGAGAUAGAAAGAAGGAAACAAACAAAAGCCUUGACGAGUACGUAAAACCACGCAAAAUAAGUCCCUCUUUGGUUCAUGAAAGCCUUCAACCCAUCUUUGAAAAGAUGUACCCCAAAGAUUCACAUAAAGAUCCCAAUUAUAUUGCUGAUGUUCAAACGGAUAAAUGCACCGCUGAAGGGCACAAGAUAGAAUGUUUGACAUCAAUUCCUAACUUUAAAGUAGUUUUUGAAGUUCCAGAUGCACAUGGGAAAAAAAUUGAACCUCACACUACAAAGUCGAAAAUUGCUAUUUCGCAGUGCGACAUCCACGUUGACGUCGGUCUCGAUCGAAUGGGUCCAAAAUAUUUAGAACAAAUCAGUAAUAAAGCAGGUCUUUACGAUUCCAUAGUAUCCAACGAAAAUAUGAUUCCUAAAGCAGAUCCCCACAAUGCUGCACGCAAGAUGGAACAUGCAGAAGAUGGACGCAACAAAAUACACCCAAUAGUUCCCCACUAUAUGCAAUCAAUGGCUUCACUUCAUUCCGUUGAAUCGGGAGUAACUAAUACCGAUUUGUCAGACAAAAAGAACCAACACAAUGAGCAGAAUAAAUUUAAAUCAAAGCUUUACGAUGCCAACAAAUUGUUAGAAAUUAAAGAAUGUCUGUCUAAGAUGAGAUUAGAAUUAAGAAACGAGUGUCCUUGCUUGUCAAGCCGUUAUCAGGACAAAGUAGAAAACAAAGAUAAAAACGCAAGAACGGAUCGAGUGAUUGUCAUUCGCACAAAAAGAAAGGAGGGUGGUGAGGAAUGCAGUGACGAGUCCGAUAGCGAGGGAGAGAAGGAAAAAGAGGAAGCACUUGAAAGGUUGGCCAAAGAAAUCUUGGAAGAAAAAAUAAACAUAGAUAAAAUAAAGGACAUCAACAGUGGCAAAGAAAGAAACAACGAAGAAGGAGAAACUAAUCAUGAAAAUCGGGAUUCGAAAAAAGACAGUGUUCAAAAAAAAAAAUACGACGCAUCCGAUGCAAAAGGAGAAAAUAAACAUAAAUUAGAGAAAGAAACCAAGAAGUCUAAAAACAUAAAUGACGACAAAGCAAAAAGAAAAUCUGGGCGGCAGACGGAUGAUGAAUCAUUAAACCACCCAGAGUUGAGUGAACAUCAAAUGAAAAAUUCGAAAGACGAAGAAACCUAUCUCGAAACUAGAGGCAGGAGGAAGAAGGGACACAGCGAUGAAAAGGGGCGUUCGAUAUGGAACCAUCCCGAGAGUAGUGUAACAGAAGAGGAGGCCUUAUUGACGAAAUCAAUAUUGAAAGGGUCUAUGAGUAAGAAAGGGUCGGAGAAAAAUAUUUUAAUGGACGAUAGUCAUGUUCUUUUCAAGAAUGCAAGUGGGGAUUUAUCUGAUGUUAUCGAGAAACCACAAAUACUUCGACAUCCCACUGGUAUUUUUUUUCAAGGACAGAACCUUUUGGCGGGAUCGAUGUUUGAUGACGACCAUCCUUCCUCAACGGACGAAAUGACAGAGUCUAACGCGAAGGAAGCUAGAAAGGAAGGAUUAGAAAAGAACUUAAAACCGUUUUCAAGUCGUGAUAACGAUCGAACAAAUAACGAAGAAUUGAGCGAGCAUCUCUCAAUCGCAAGUUCAUUCGUUAGCCAGCAGGUGCAAAAUGAAGCGAUACAGAAAACCGCCUAUGGGAUUCACCCAAGAGAAAGCAAUAGCGGUUCGGUAUUGAAUCAUCGUCCUAAUGAUACCGUAACCAGACAGACGGACAUAACGACAGAAUCCACCAAUAAACGAUUUGAUAAAAAGAUGCCAAAGAUGGAAGGCCACGUUGAAUUCAAUAAAGGAAAUAUUGAAGAAUAUGAAUCCGAGGAGAAAAUAUCAUUUCGGAAUAGAAGGCCAACUGGGAUUUAUUUUCAGGGAAAUAACGUUUUAAAGGCAAUGAGCCGUGAACACGACACACCUUCACAAUCGGACGAUGUGGAAUAUAGCGAAAAUGAUACGUGCGAACUCUCCGAUUCCAGUGCGAAAAAUAAAAAAUUCGCUAGAAAUGAUCAGAGUUUUAAACCAAUUUCAGUUCGUGAUAAAAACGACUACAUUGACGACGACUCGAGUUCCUGUCCCUCAGACGGUAGUUCUGUCCAAAAGGGCGUCCAGCAUGUACAAAAUGAAAAGAUUAACAAAAAACCAUAUGGGAUAAGACCGAGCAAAAAUACCAAUAAUGACAAAAGCCGUUCGGCAAUGAAUCAUUCCAAGGAUACCGUAACAGUGAAGAAGGAAUUGAUGACGGAAAAUAUAACAGGUAAGAAAGCAUUGAAUAAAAAAAAGCCAAAUGACGAUAGGCCCGUUGCAGGCGACGCCGUAUACAACUCCGUCGAGCAAAAACACUCAAUCCGUAAUGGACAAUCAAUUGGUAGAAAGCACCAGGGAACUACCGCUUAUGACUACUCAUCUUCGCAAACAGCCGAUGUGAACGAAUCAACUAGAAAUGACGGAUUACACAAGAUUGGUAAAAAGAAUUAUUACUUGUCAAAAUUAGAAGAAUCGAGUGAUGGCCUCUCGGACCCAAGCACAAUCGGAAAGCGCAGUCAGCCAGUACGAAAUGAAGCUAUUCAAAAAACAUCCUACAGGUUACGUCCAAUUAACAAAAACAUUGAGAACAAAGGCCGUUUAACAAUGAAUCAUCCCGACAGUACUGUAAAAGAGCAUGACACUCCCAUGAUGAAAAAUAUGACAAAAUCGGCAGUCGAUAAGAAGGAGGCGCUGGAUAAAAUGAAAUCGGGUGCAGGUGCAAGUAGUGGACCACCAGAUGGAACUCAUGAAUCAUCUAAUCACCAAAAACAAGAAGUGGAACAAAUAAAUGCCCAGGGGGUGCACCGAUCGUCUGAUCGGUCAUAUAAAAUCAGAAAACAAGUUCCACAUGAGGAGUCUAGUCGACUGAAUUCAAGAACAACAAAAACCAAUUCCGAUAUAACAGGUACAAAAACAGCGCUUCAUUCUUCCGGUAUUUCAAAAAGAAAUGCGGAAGCAAACGAAUCAAAUGGCACUCGUGCCCAAGUCAAAUCUGAUAACCGCGGAUUUAAAAACAAUUCGGAAGAUCCCAUUCAUUCCUCUAGCAGGCCGAAGGGAAAGGCAGAGGUCAUUUCGAGUGAGCAUCUUGAUCGGGUAAAACCUGAUACGUUUAACUCAUUGGAUUCAAAAACAAAUAGUGCCAACCUACCCACAGUCUGCCGGUUAAAACCAAAUUUAAAAGAGGCAUUUCUUUAUGCUAGUGUGUCAGAAGGUAUAUUAGAAUCCACGCAGGUAAAGUCCGAUGCGUUGGACCCUUCGGAUUCUAAAAUUAUUACUAAAAAACAACCCACCUCCAGCCGGUUAAAAGCAAAUGCAACAGAAGUACUUCAUUCGUCGGGUGUGCCAAAAGAAAAAGACGAAGCAUAUGAAUCAACAGACAGCCUUGCUCGUGUAAAAUCUGACGCGUUGAACCCUUCGGAUUCCAAAAUUAGUACUAAAAAACGUUCCACUGCCUGUCGGUUAAAAGCAAAUGCAAAAGAUGCGCUUCGUACUACGUCCAGGCCAAAGGGUAAAGAAGAAUCAUUAAGGAAUAGUCAAAAAGAAAAGGCAGAUGCGAAUCUAUCAAGUAGCACUCUUCAUUAUACAGACUCUGACGCGGUAAACCUGAAUCGGUUGGAACAAAUCAAAGAAGAAUCUCUUCAUUCUUAUGGUAGGCCAAACAGAAAAGCAGAUGCGAAUCUAUCAAGCAGCAGUCUUGAUUAUUCAAGCUCUGAUGCCGUAAAUCUGUUGAAUUUAAAAACUGGAAAUACAAAGGAUCGCCGGCUAAAAAAAGCUCAAACAGAUGAAAACAAACGAAAAGUUUUGACAACAAAGCACAGAAAAAGCAGUUCGGAAAAGUAUAGUGAUUCUGGGGUUCCCGUCGGAAAAGUUUGGGCCGAUCAUAGAUUAGAAAAAACGAUUCUUACUGAAAGAUUAAACAAUAUCAUAAACUCAUUGUGCAUUAAAUGCCCCCCUCCUGGCGUCGCGGUGAGAUGCUGCUGUAGCACCGCCCGCCAUCCGAGGCUUAUACACUGCCCGCCUCGCUUUAGAAAAUCUCCAAGCCCUCGGAAAUGAAAUAGUCACCGGCGAACAAUUUUAACACAUGUGCAAAUACAUUUUUAGACUUUUGUAUUUUAUU
Molecule: messenger RNA, 6478 nt
Organism: Cimex lectularius (bed bug)
Lineage: Eukaryota; Metazoa; Arthropoda; Insecta; Hemiptera; Cimicidae
Exons: 2
Coding region: 91-6414 (2107 amino acids)
Source: RefSeq, a predicted model, not a curated record